AUGGCGGCGCCCAUCAUGAAAGGCAUGAGAGGUCAGGGCUGGGGCUUAUGCACCGUCGGAUACCGCCUGAUGGGCCAGAUGUUCCGGAGAGAGAUCAGUUUCAAAUUAGAUGAGAAAACAGCCCACAGCAGCUUGGAUUUGUUCAAAAAGGACACCGGUGUCCUCUAUCGCAUGCUGGGGAUUGACCCCACCAGAGUUCCCCAAAACCCUGAACGCUUCAGAGACUGGGCUGUAGUUUUGGGUGACACCGCCAUCUCCAGGGGCUGCCAUUACUGGGAAGUGACUGUGAAACGAUCUCAACAGUUCCGCAUUGGGGUGGCAGAUGUGGACAUCUCCCGGGAAGUCUGCAUUGGAAUGGAUGACCACUCCUGGGUCUUUGCCUAUGGUAAUCGCUGCUGGAAUGCCAUGUUUGCUAAUGAAACCACUCCAAUCACUAACAUUGGCCAACCAGAAAGAGUGGGCCUAUUCUUGGACUAUGACCACCAAAGAUUUAGUUUGGUAGAUAUACAACAACACAAGUUAAUCCACAAUAUGUCUCCAGAGUUCCAAGGUCCUGUGGUACCUGCCUUUGCCCUUUGGGAUGGUGAAUUGCUAACCCACUCAGGCCUGGAUAUACCGGAGAAGCUCAACCAAAGUUGAACUCUAUUUAAGAGUGGUGAUACUUACUGGGAUUGGAUUUUUUUACUCAAAAGAGCAAGUUCCCCCCAAAUAUGAUUGCCAUAUUAGAAUCCAGAGGUUUUCAUUGCCCGAUCCAAUCUCCCUUUAGGAAAUAACAUAUUUCUUCCUAGCAGAUUGAAAUAUAUUUCACUUUACAACAAUGUAAGUUUUGACUCAGCAAUGGAUCAAUGCUCUUAGACCUCUGUUUCCUUGCCUUUUGUGAGUGAAAUUUGCCAACCUUUACCUGUGGCACAUUUAUCUUGCUCUGGCACUUUGGUUUGUCAGGAAAAGAUUUACUUACGUUUGCUUGAAAAAACAAGCUGUUUUUAAGCAGCUAUUGUCUAUAUGAUCAGAUGCCCCAUUUGGUACCUUAUCUCAUACCUUUUAAUUAUGUAAAGAUUUCCUUUUCCCAUUAGAAGCAUUUGCUCAAGCUUUCAGAUAUCUGAAGGACACUUCCAUUUCGAUAAGAACAGUGAUCUGUAACACAAAGGAACUAUUGCCUCCUACAGGUGUGGUGGGAGAACAAGUUAGCUUGGAUCUAAGUGGAUGGCAUCUCAUGAACAGCGGAAAUCCAACUCUCCUGAAUUCAUAAACAUUACUGUGCACAAAUCAGUGUUAUAGGAAUUAAUUUAUUAAUACAAGCCCAAGAUCAUCCUGUCCUACUUUGAUUGAAGGAACAAGAGUCAACCCAAUGUACAUCUGCUGAUACAUAUGUUCAACCACGGUAAAGGAAUGAUAAUGACACAGUUGAUUACAAUCACCAUAGUAAAAAUUAGCUGAGGUCAACAAAUAUUUAAGCAGUGUUUUCUUUUUAUGGGUGCUGGAUGUAGUAAGAGCAGUCCUGUAUGCUGUGUUGAUAAUAUUGUAAUCAGUAAAAAUAAAUGCAUCUAAAACAAAUUUUUAUCUGGACUUUUGAUUGAAAAUAUUCACCAUUUGGAAAUCUUCUGAUAAAAAAUGUAUGCAGCACUUAAAAAGUCUAGAUGGACAAACUAGCCUACCAGCCCUGCAGAAGUGUCAGUCUGGCAGCAGUGGUGAAGUGCAAGUGGUGAAGCAGUAGCAUUAUACUCCUUCAAGGUUUCAGUUUUUCCUGUUCCAUGGCGACUGGUUUAUGACUGGUAUUUCUUUGCCACUCUACAGUGUCUCUGAGUGGUUCUUACUGGAGCAGUAGAAUAGCUGCUGAAAGGAGAGGUGCAAGAAAAAUGGCAGUGCCAUUUCAGCAGCUGACAGAACAUCUUCCCCCAUGCUAGAAGGCCAUUGCGAUUACACAGAUUAUCCCUCUGGAAUUCAAGUGGACUUAUUUCAAGUGACAAUACAUAGGCUUAGGAUUAAGCAGUAGUUUUCUACAUCUGGUGGUAAGGACCCAGAGUUAUCAACAGUCCUGACAGUAUCUUUUCCCAUACCUAUGAUUAAUUUAAUUUUUAGGGGAGGAGGAGAGAAAUGAAUGAUUGGAGUGAGAACAAAAGAGUUUGAGGUAGUGGCCCUCAAUAUGAGAGAGCAAAGGAAUAAAUACAUGUUUGAAAGCUAUUUCCCCAUUUUCGCUUUCCAUUCUGUUGCUUGUGUAAAUUACUUUUAGUCUCUUGAGUUUGGCUUUCUGAAAAUGGAUGUUUGUGAGUGGCUGCAGGUAUCACAGCAGUCA
Python bivittatus (Burmese python) is the source of this 2293-nucleotide messenger RNA. RefSeq names its product SPRY domain containing 4 (gene SPRYD4). Gene Ontology annotation, molecular function: protein binding. The record is from RefSeq and is a predicted model, not a curated record. NCBI's taxonomy places the organism in Eukaryota, Metazoa, Chordata, Lepidosauria, Squamata, Pythonidae.